AAGACCAGAUUCUCAGUUGCCUUUGUCACAGUUUAAGGGAAGGUUGACCGCUAAGGUAUGGAUUAUGAGCAACAAAAAAGGUCACGGCGACGUCCGAAUUUUAGAGAUGACGAAUUGUUAGCGCUAAUAACUGCUGUCGCAGAGAGACGUUCCGUUAUUUUGGGGAAGCUAGACAGUCAAGUUACCGGUCAGUUGAAAUACAAUGCAUGGCAGGCAGUGACAACUCAAGUAAACUUGGUGUCAUUUGUGACGAGAAGUUUAACGGAGGUUCGUAAAAAAUUUAGCGACUUCAGGGCAAUCGUUAAGAAGAAAGCUUCCAGAGGAAAUCUAUUGCUUGAGAGAUUUCAGAAUGGGACGGAAACGAUUGCAUUCAAGCCUUGUGAACAGGCAAUGCUCCCCUUGAUACAUCCUCUCGCCACGGAAGAAAGUGAUGUUUUCCAGGACAUCGAGGACACUGCAUUAGGGCUGCCAGCGGAAGCUCACGGCGAUGCAACUUUUCGUGGUAAUCGAGAUGACUUGCACAUGGCCUACUUGGAUAUGCAAUAUGAGGACCCCUUCGGUUCUAUAAAACAAUCUCCCGGGUCACAAGACAAAGCCACAGAGCCAAAAGUUGAGCUGGAAGUUACCCCUGAUGUAGAUACAGAACAAGGUUCUUCAGUCCCUUCACAAAAGCCUAACGGUAUAAAUUCUUGUACAAAUUAUAAAGAUAAUACAGAAAACAGUGUAUUCAUACAUUCCAAAGCACAGUCACAAAGUAAUCCAUAUCAGCCUACGGAGGCGCAAUCUAAAACUUCUUUCCAACCUUCAGAGGUGCCGUCUCGAAGCAGCUCAUAUCAGCCUGCAGAAUUGUUAACACGGAAUUCUUAUUUACCGCCAGAAGCACAAACUCGAAACUCAUACAUGCCCUCAGAAGCGCAAGCUGUUAGAAUAACUCCAAUAAUUUCUUCUCAAGAACCAACUUGUGUGACAGACAAGCCUCUCUUGAAUCCAGUCAUGAAUCACGUCUAUGAAUCAAUGGAAAAUCCAAUGAGAACAAAUGCAGAGAUGAAUAAACACAGAGAAUCUCAAAUCAGAUACAACGAUAAUGCUCAACAACUCAUUAGAGAAAGUCAAGUCGGAGCUCCUCCUGAUCCGACAACUCUCGGGCCACCUAUCAGCGAGAGAACUGACAGUGUGACACUUAUGUUCAACGACGGAAGCGAACGCACAAUAAAAACUGGCGAAAAUAAUAGACAGACAAAGAAGAGAAAAUAUGGAUCAUCGUCAACCCACGAUGAAGAGCACAUGAUGACCAACAUGCUUGAUACACAAAAGGAGAUCCGGGAUCUUUUGAAGUGUCUCGUGGAAGCUUCGCAACAGUCAAGUCAGGCACAACAGGCAACAGCGGCUGCCUUAAGAGAAGCCUCCGAUGCUCAGCUGCGUAGCGCGCUGGCGCUGGAGAAGAUAGCCUUGCAAAUCCAGUCUUCUGUGCCACGGUAAUAUUAAUAAAAAGAAUUAUAUUUAUUUCGACGGACAGAUUACUCACACUUAUCAACACCGGUGUAGAUUUAAAAUAAUUUUAUAUUUUGUAAAAUUAAUUUCCUGACUAAGCGGCAAGCAUUUUUAGAGUCGAGAAAUUUUUUAAGGAAAAGUGAAAACGUCGCUCGCUACGAGCAGGAAUAGUAUGCUUAGUGUGCAUAGUUAUGCCUAGCAUUUUAUAUUUGUCUCGAUUCUUGUUGUCAUUCAUCUUGUUCAUAAAUGAACAAUUUCACGUAGAAUUGUUAUAGCACCAGCCCGCCAUUUAGUAGUUGCCUAAUAUACAACGUGCAUUAGGUAUUACCCGCUUGGUGUCCGGGUAUUACCCGGUGCAGUAGACGUAUACAUAUACAUGCGAUGCGGCUACAUCAUGCCAUCAUUAAUUGUAACAUUGUUAACGUAUUUUUAAAGGUAACUUAAAACUAUUUCAUACAAUUAUGUUGAAAAUGUUGGUCAACAGAGAAUGAACAGAACGUUAACGUUAUUCUUUCCAAGGUGUGAGAAUAUUCACGCCGACCUGGCCCAAGCUUCCAAAGUUCAGAAGUUAUGAGAAGCUUUCAUUUCCUCCUUUGAUUAUUGCUCAGUUCCAAGUUAUUAAAUAGCUACAUGACUAAAGGUGUUGAUAAUUUAACAGAUGUUAUGCCUACACCAAUUCGUUCAGCUCAAUGCUGAAAUACGAUACGUUGCAAGGGUUGCAAUUAAAGUAUUAUUGCGCAUAUCCCAACAAAAACCAGCAUGACAUAAACACUGUUAAUGCAACAAAAAAAAUCGCGAUUUUCGUCGAAGCAGGUUUAAAAAUCA
Hyalella azteca is the source of this 2316-nucleotide messenger RNA. RefSeq lists its product as uncharacterized. Gene Ontology annotation, cellular component: nucleus. Lineage: Eukaryota; Metazoa; Arthropoda; Malacostraca; Amphipoda; Hyalellidae. The record is from RefSeq and is a predicted model, not a curated record. The transcript is spliced from 3 exons. Bases 58 to 1479 code for a protein of 473 amino acids.